Molecule: messenger RNA, 1935 nt
Organism: Gryllus bimaculatus (two-spotted cricket)
Lineage: Eukaryota; Metazoa; Arthropoda; Insecta; Orthoptera; Gryllidae
Source: the annotation of a GenBank genome assembly
AUUGUUAUUUCCACCAUGGUGUUUACUAAAAUGUAAAUAAAACUGUUGUCAAAAGACCGGGGCUGAAAUUUAAUCACAUUACAUAGUAUUGUAAUACUGGAAAGGGAACGCUUUAUUUUACUGAAUAUUUCCCUCCCUGAAAGCUUCGCGUGUGCAGUGAAAGAAAACCAAGAGAACACAAAAUGAUAGGAUUUCAAACAACACGAUUUUUUAACUUACCGUGGCUGUCUUCACUGUACAGUACUCACUGUAGAGUUGCCCAUAAAUCGACAAUUUAUGCAUUAUCUUCAGGUUAUGGGAAAUGCGGCGUAGCGGUUAUUAGAGUUUCGGGACCAAAAGCAUCUGAAGUUAUUUUUAAUAUUGGCGGAAUGAACAUAUUGCCUCAACCUAGAUUUGCCAAAUUAUGUAAAUUGAGAGAUCCUGAGACAAAAGAGAUUUUAGAUAAAGGAUUGUUGAUGUGGUUCCCAGGAGAAUUUACAAGACGUGCCUUUGACUUCGGGAAAUUGGACUUAACUGAAGUUGAGGGUCUUGGAGACUUACUGUCAGCUGAGACAGAAGCUCAACGCAAACAAGCAUAUUUGCAAAUGGAGGGAUCACUUAGUAAUUUGUAUAAUUCAUGGAGACAAACCCUCAUAAAAUGUGUUGCCCAUUUGGAAGCAUUUAUUGACUUCAGUGAAGAUGAAAAUAUUGAAGAUAAUAUCAUGGUUCUAGUUAAUAAUAUUUUAAAUGAAUUAGAGAAAGAAAUUCAGGAACAUGUGCAUCAGAGUAAAUGUGGAGAACGAUUGAGAGAAGGAGUUCGAACUGUCAUCAUUGGAGAGCCGAACGUGGGGAAAAGUAGUUUACUUAAUAUUUUAUGUAAUCGUCCAGCAGCAAUUGUUACUCCAAUUGCAGGAACUACUCGAGACAUUGUAGAACUUCAUAUGAAUAUUGGUGGUUAUCCUGUUCUUUUGGCAGAUACAGCUGGCCUUCGAAGUGAAACUAAAGAUGAAGUUGAAAUUGAAGGGAUGACAAGAGCUAAAUCUGCUGCCAAGUCUUCAGAUCUAAUUCUAUUUGUAAUAGAUGGUGCAGACUGUGUACAUAAGAUGGACCAAAAUAAAAUUAAUUUUGAAAAUUUCAUUCAUAAUUAUUUAGUUUCUCUUAGAAUGCAAGAUUUUGCAGAUAUUUUGGUGAAAGAUGUAUUAGUGAAAAAGAACAAAGUUUCUAAAAGUAUAAAAGAAGAGGCACAUUAUCAUCAGAAUUUCAAAUCUUGUCUUGUAAUAUUAAAUAAAUAUGACUUAGUUGACAAUCAUACCGUGAUAAAUGAGGUAGCUGUUAAUUAUCACAAUGUUGUUAAUAUUUCUUGUAAGACUAAGGAAGGAAUGAGUACACUUCAGACCAAACUGGAAUCUCAUUUAAAAGAUUUAUGUGGAAAUCCCACCCGAGAGAGACCUAAUUUUACUCAAGCUCGUCAUCGCCAUCAUCUUUCAUUUUGUUUAACAUCUAUUAAUGAUUAUUUCAGCAUAUACAAUAACAACGGUGACUUGGUUCUUGCUGCUCAAAAAUUAAGAAAUGCUUUAAGACACAUUGGUAAAAUUACAGGUCAUGUUAAUGCUGAACAAAUACUUGAUGUUAUUUUUAAAGACUUCUGUAUUGGAAAAUAGUUCAUUAAAUUCUUAAUUAUUUAUUUAUGUAUUUUUUAUUUACUCAUUCACUUUCUAGUUUACUUCAUUGUUAGAGAAAGUUAUGUAAUGGUACAGGAAAAAGAGCCAAUUUUGGACACAAGAAAAUGUUUUGGGGGUUCCUGAUACUGAGAAAGUGGAUUUUUCUGCUCCUGAAAGUAGUAAAUUACUAUUCCAUAAACAGAGUGUAGUCAGAAUUCACAUUUUAUGGAUCCUUGAUAUUGCAAAAGUAAUCAUCAUCAUCAUCAUCAUUAUCAUCAUCAUGGUGAUCAACACC